AUGGCGAUGGUUUUGCACUGGUAUGGUCUGCUGGUCACCCCGGAGCUGUGCCUCCUGAUCGAGCUGUGCGAGCCGCUGGUCGGGCCGCUGUUCAUCAGCGCCGUGCUGCGCUACAGCAGGAACAUCACCAGCAAGGCCAACAGCGACACCACUGGUGUUCUGGUCGCCACCGCCCACUAUGGAUUCGGCCGAGGCAUCUGCGCCGCCCUAAUUGGCGGGCUCAUGUUCUGCCUGGAGCUCGACUUCCCGCAGAGUGCGCAGAUCCUGGGCGGCACUGCCCUGGCAUCUGGCGUCAUCUACUACCUCUUCUGGCACUGCUGCUUCAAAUACGUCCGCCAGGUGAUGCCAGGGUCGUCGGAUGAGCGCGGACCGGGGCCGGCCGACACCCGCGCCGACCUGUCCACCAUCGAGGAGGACAAGAAACCGAGCCCGGUGUGGACCCGGCCUGCCGAACACCAGACGCCCAGCCUGGUCUGGAUGGGCGAUUAA
Pollicipes pollicipes is the source of this 489-nucleotide messenger RNA. RefSeq lists its product as uncharacterized. The record is from RefSeq and is a predicted model, not a curated record. Lineage: Eukaryota; Metazoa; Arthropoda; Thecostraca; Pollicipedomorpha; Pollicipedidae. Bases 1 to 489 code for a protein of 162 amino acids. The transcript has 4 exons.